UUCCCGUUAUGCUCCAGUGUUCAUCCCUGAAGCAUGCAACUUGGAAGUUGAAACUCAAAGGCGAUGAAUGAAUCUGUUAAUAAUUGUUUUGUUUAUUAUAAUUAAUAAUCAAAAACCAAAGUUUUAAAAAAAGAAAGUAAACUGUAACGAAAAAUGCAUGUUUGAUUGGUUUCUCUCCUCUGCUUCUGUGAACGCCAGCCAAUUCAGAUCGAACUCAACUCCACCACCGACCCACGACGUCGUUUUCACUUCGUAGAAUUCUCCUGAAGCAGAUUUUAGGGUUUUCUGGUGAUUAUUAUUGUUUUGGAAAUGGGAAGCAGAAAGGAGGAAGAGAGGAACGAAAAAAUCAUCAGAGGUCUCAUGAAGCUUCCUCCCAAUCGAAGAUGCAUCAACUGUAAUAGUCUGGGUCCACAAUAUGUUUGUGCGAAUUUCUGGACCUUUGUUUGCAUGACCUGCAGUGGUAUACAUCGUGAGUUUACCCAUCGUGUGAAGUCUGUAUCUAUGGCAAUGUUCACGUCACAAGAAGUUGAUGCUCUUCAAAAUGGGGGUAACCAGCGUGCAAGGGAAAUACAUUUGAAAAAUUGGGACUUCCAAAGGCAGCGGUUGCCAGAUAGCAGUAAUGUUGAUAAAGUAAGAGAGUUUAUAAGGAAUGUAUAUGUGGAUCAAAGAUAUGCAGCAGCAAAGUCUUCUGAUAAGCCUCCAAGAGAUGUGCAGAGUCCUAUUGAAGAUGAUACAAGGCGUGCCAGUUCCUAUCACUCAUAUUCUCAAAGUCCUCCAUAUGAUUACCAAUAUGAAGAUCGACGAUAUGGAAAACAAGCAGCUGCAUUGACCAGGAAGCCUGGUUCUGAUAAAGUUUGCUAUGAAAGAAAGAUAAGUAGUAUUAUCUUUAGUCCUGGUCGGUUCAGCGAUCAUGCGUAUGAUGACAGAUUUGCAAAUGAGAGAUCUGGUCCAAGAAUCUCCGACUUUUCUAUGUCUAAUGGUGGUGAGCAAUUUAAAACUGAUUUUCAGCAUUCUGGUACCUGUUCAAGUAAAGAUGUAUUGCCUCAUGUAACAAAUACAUCUCUGGAAACAAACUCCAAAAGAGAUGCAGAUGGAAUUCAUCGUCCACAGAGAACUACCUCAUUGGGAUCAACAGACAGCAACCUGUCAUCCUUAAGAUCUUACAGUUCUGGUGGUUUAGUUGAUUUUUUCUCAGAACCAUUCCAAGCUUCUGGACCCCAUCAAAAUAAAGUGUCUUGUACUCCACAACCAUCUGAUCUGGGAAGUACUGUUAGUUCAGAUCUUUCUGAGGCACCAGUGGCACCCAAACCAUUUUCUUCAUCUGCUUCAUCUAUUGACCUUUUCCAGUUACCAGCUGCACCCUCUCAGGCUUCAUCAGUGGAUCUGUUUCAGUCAUCUGCUUUAUCUGCAAUUGCAUCUUUCAAUGAGCGUCAACCUUUGAAAACAUCACAAUCCUCAUCUGUUGACUUUAUGGACCUUUCUCAGCAGCCAUCUGCUGCAACCUCAAGUGAGAAGUCACUGGAGUUGUCUGUCCCAGAAAAUGAAGGAUGGGCAACAUUUGAUAUGCCUCAGCACACAUCUACUGCACAAGUAGAAAUUCAACCAGCAGUACAGGAAAAAUUUGAUCCAUUUUUGAACUUAAAUGCAAAUACGCUAUGGCCAUGUUUUGAAACUUCUAGUGCUAGCGCUCUUUCUUCAGUUACAUCUAAUUUAUGGCGUGAUGUCACAUGGACCAGAGAAGAACAAGUUUCUGUUAUGGCAUCAAACUCUCAAUCAUGGAGUGCAUUUAAGGAUCCUGCUAACUCUGUUCCUGUGGAUGCUCUUAUUACUCAAGGAUCACAAAUGCAUGAUCUUCCGUCAACUGAUGAUCAGUUUUUGGAUUUAAGAGCUUCUGAGGGAUCCAAUAAAGAUGGUAUGCACCGCAUUGACCCUGUUGCUGGGUUUGAUCAUGAUCUUUCAUCGCAUUUUGUUAGUGGCUCACCAUGUCCUCCAUCUGCAUUUCCUCCAAUGGGAGAGGUUCAGCCUAAUGAAAUCAACCAUAAAUCAACUAAUCCAUUUGAUUAUCCUUUUGAUUCAGAUGUAGAACAUAAUAAUACGUGUCAAUUGCAAUUCCUUGACGUCAGCUCUCUACAAGCAGCUCUGCCAGAUUCCCAGCUAACACCCACCUUCCAAAGUGGUAUUGCUGAACCAUGGCUCCCUCAGAAUACACUGAACCCUUAUUUCUCCUCUGCAGGACAAGGUGGUUUGACAUUCAUGGCUGCACCACCACCAAGUUCUCAAAUACUGAACAUCCAGACGAAUGAACCGGUUGCUUCUGUUGGGGGUAAUCCCUUUGCAUAGGAUUAGACUGUAAAAUGUGGAAACAUCAUUCAUAGGGAAAUUUAUGCUUGCUCUUGACAUAGAUUUUAAUGCUUUUAUUCUGGUCAGAUUAAAAUGUUGCCCAUUACUUCCACGCCAAGGAAGUACUUGUAAUUCAUAGUCACUGCCAUAUGCAGGCCAUGCGUUUGUAAUUUUGUAAUUGAAUGGCAUUGUAGUUAUUGACAAAAAACAAUUACAUUGUAGUUAGAACUCUUAAAAUUGCUUAAUUAGUGUUGGGGCAGGUAUGAACGCAACCAAUUUGGAUAUAGUGCGUGUUUGGAAAUAGAUGGCAAAAAAGCUUUAAAGGCAAAAGUACUUUUGCAAAA
This is a messenger RNA of Glycine soja, 2684 nucleotides long. RefSeq names its product probable ADP-ribosylation factor GTPase-activating protein AGD14. The coding region runs from base 310 to 2340 and encodes 676 amino acids. Lineage: Eukaryota; Viridiplantae; Streptophyta; Magnoliopsida; Fabales; Fabaceae. The transcript is spliced from 13 exons. The record is from RefSeq and is a predicted model, not a curated record. Gene Ontology annotation, molecular function: GTPase activator activity.